CGUCUCAUUAUUGCAUUGGCUACCGAGCUGAUAGCAUAUCUCCGUAUCACAUAUAAAACUCGCCGUUAUAGAAAUAAACAUCACUAUCAAUCGACAGCUUGCAACAGUCGGCGGCGCGAAAUUCGCCUGCUUUCCUCAAGAGGGAUCGACAACGUUAUUCGCGAGGUCGAGCGUUUGUUUCGGGAUUGUUUCGGAUCUCGAAGAGAGAUUGGGAAAACCAGUGGAUCCGGAAACUAAAAAUGUGAAUUCUAUUUCGCGAUUGAGCACGGGGGAAGAUAGUAGGGACGAAAGCGUUGGAUUCGAGAUAUCGAGCAAAUCAUCAGCGGUUGCAACGUUUUCUUCUCGCCUGCAACUACAAUUCGGGAUUUAGUAUCGCGAUGGUGACCACAAUCCUGCUUCUCGCCGUCCUGACGGCGUGCGUCUGCCUGUACAGCAUCAUAAAGAGCAAAAUGAAACUCUUCGAGAAGCUGAAGAUUCCACAUGAAAAACCAGUGGUCUUCUUGGGCAACACAGCGCCCUUUUUCUUCCGGCGUAUGUCCAUAGUGGAGAAUAUCGAGAAACUGUACAAACGCUUCUCGGACGCGAGGUACUUCGGUUUCUAUUAUUUUACGACGCCGACCUUCGUGAUUCGCGACCCGGACCUGAUCACGUCGAUCGCCAUCAAGAACUUCGACAAUUUCUGCGACCACCGUAACUUCGUGAACGAGGAGCUCGACCCGAUAGCCAGCAAGAAUCUAUUCGGCAUGCGGGGCGACCAUUGGCGCGAGAUGCGAAAACUCCUCAGUCCGGCCUUCACGUCCAGUAAAAUGAAGAUGAUGUUUGGAUUGAUAUGCCAGUGCGCCGACAACUUCAGCACUCACAUGGCCAACAACUCUCUCAAGGCCGCCAAGACGGUGAAUGUAAAAGAGGAAAUGUCCAAAUACGCGACCGACGUUGUCGCCUCGUGCGCUUUCGGCGUCAGCGUGGACUCGUUCAGAUACCCGAAAAACGAAUUUUACCUUCUCGGCAGGGAAGCGAUGAACUUCGACGGCUUCUUGUCUCUAAAAUUCCUUCUGAAUACGAACUUCCCGAAAUUCGCGAAAAUGUUCCGGAUACGCGUGUUCAGUAAAAAGGUCGAGAGAUUCUUCAAAGAGCUCGUUACCAGCACGGUGAAAAUUAGGGACGAGAAGGGCAUCACCCGACCGGACAUGAUUCAACUGAUGAUGGAGAAUAGGGAGAAAAGUACCGGGCCUGAGUUCGACAUCGACGAGAUGACCGCUCAGGCGUUCGUCUUCUUCCUCGGUGGCUUCGAUACCGUAUCGACGGUGAUGUGCUUCCUGGCGCAUGUGGUUGCGGUCAACCCCGACGUCCAGAGGAAACUGAGGGCUGAGAUCGACAAGGUCCUCAAGGAGAACGAUGGGAAACCUACUUACGAGGCCCUAAAUAGUAUGAAGUACUUGGACGCCGUAGUGACCGAGUGCAUGAGACUGUAUCCGCUGGCAGCUUUCAUCGACAGGUUGUGCGUCAAGAACUUCGAAUUGCCGCCGGCCACUCCGGACUGUAAACCGGUCACGGUAAAACCCGGACAGACCAUCUGGUUCCCGAGUUAUUCGCUGCAUCGUGAUCCCAAUUACUACCCGGAGCCGGACAAGUUUGACCCGGACAGGUUUCUGAACGGCCACUCGGACAGCUCGACUUAUCUGCCGUUCGGUCUCGGGCCUAGGAUCUGCUUGGGCAACAGAUUCGCUCUGAUGGAGAUGAAACUUAUGCUGUUCUACAUGCUGUGGCGAUGCGAUCUCAUGCCCGACGUCAAAACUAAGGUUCCUUUGGUUCUGAACAAGACGACGUUAGUCAUGCUGGCGGAAGGCGGCUUCUGGUUGAAGCUACGGGCGAGGGAUUCGACAGCAGCGCAGUGAAUGCUCGUCGGUGGAUCGAGUGUUCAAAGGCGAAAGUACACUAUAAGUUUUUGUAACGUUUGCUUCACGAGGUGUUCGAAACGAAUCUUGUUAAUUGUAAUCAUAAUUAAGUCUGACCUUCGGCAUUUUUCCUUUGAAUAUGCGACGAGGAGAAAGAGAAAGGCUAGAAAUCGUAGGAACGAAAUUCUCAAGAAGAAAAGUAAUUCGAAACCACCUUCCUUGUUACCAGCGUGUGAAUUCCUCGUCAACCUCGUGUUAUUUUCAUUGUAAUCUUUUAAUAAAGUUUGCAUAUCUCCAACGCUCGCCAGCGUAAAUACCGACGACCUGUAAAGGAAAUCCUCUCCUAACAGGUGGUUUCUCGCUAUCCAAUCUUUGAUCUCCUCUGAAGGUGCGAGUAAUGCGCGCAUCAUAUCUACAUGUCUGCAUCUAUAUUGCACAAUAUAAAUCAUGUAAUAUA
Molecule: messenger RNA, 2352 nt
Organism: Dinoponera quadriceps
Lineage: Eukaryota; Metazoa; Arthropoda; Insecta; Hymenoptera; Formicidae
Gene: Cyp310a1
Product: cytochrome P450 9e2
Exons: 1
Coding region: 378-1895 (505 amino acids)
Molecular function (GO): heme binding; monooxygenase activity; oxidoreductase activity, acting on paired donors, with incorporation or reduction of molecular oxygen
Source: RefSeq, a predicted model, not a curated record